Molecule: messenger RNA, 729 nt
Organism: Auanema sp. JU1783
Lineage: Eukaryota; Metazoa; Nematoda; Chromadorea; Rhabditida; Rhabditidae
Source: the annotation of a GenBank genome assembly
AUGAAUCGUGGAGUCUUCAUUUUUCUUCAUUUAGUUUAUCUAUCAUCCUCUCUCCGAAUUGGUGAAGGUGUUGGACCAAACUUUCCACCAGCUGCUUAUAAUCCAUGCUCUUACCCGCAGCAAGUUUACUAUUGCUAUGUCAGUUACUUGGAGAAGUAUGGCAUAAGGCCUAUUAACGGUCAACUGCCAUACUUCUCUCAGCUGGAGAAAGUUUUGAGAUAUGAUUUGGAUUUCAUCAACGUUUGCAGAGACUAUGACGAUUUGGACAAAUGUUUGAGCGGCUCCGAUCUCUGUAUAUCUGUUGAAUCGUUUUCCUUGUUCACGAUGAGAGAUGCUAGUUACCCAGAAGCUGUAGCUUAUCUGCAAAGUUAUGCGAUCAUGGAAUACGCAUGUGGUGAAGGUAGAAUGGGUUUCAUUGAUAAUUCGGUAUGCAUGACCGCCAAUCUUCGUGCAGCAAGUUUACCUGAACAGAUGCACCGUUGCAUGAACCAAGAUAUCGCUCAGAGUUGCGAUUUGGCAAGACAAAUGGUAGAUUGCGUAAAAACAUCCAUGACAACAUCAUGCGGGUAUGUGGCAGGAGUUGUUUCUUGUGGUGCUGCUACAAACAUACUUCGAUUAGAAAAAGAUGUUGACGGUUUUUGUCUUUUGGAUUUAACUCAUCAAUGUAACUCACACUCUCUACUUAUCUUUUUAUUCCCUUUCACUUUCACAAUUUUUCUUGUACUCUAA